CCAGAAAAGAUGAAGGAGAAUGUCAGCAUUUCUGAUUCCUGCUCGGAGCUUUAUUCGACCUCUUUCAGGCCUUAACAUCUGGAUCGCAACGUGCCUUUGUCCCAGCGACCAAUUAGGGAACGAUAAAUUAAUUAUUGCUUAUGAAGAUCUGAACAUGUGCCAAGCCGUCAGCAUUCCUAGUGUGCUGGAGAGACCGUUAAGUUAAUAACCCAUUUUAUUUGUCAGUCUGAAGGGUUUUCAUCGCGUAUUUUCUGACGAAGGGAGGGUAUCUGGCGCUCGGAGCGCGUUAAGUGAGCGCGCCUGCAGCAGCAAUCCAACAAGUGGACGCGUGGAUUUGCUGGAAGCAGAUUUAAAACCAGGCAAUCAGGUAAUAUGUGACCUGCCGUCUUCAAACGUUUUAAAUCAGGAAGCAACACCCUCCGCUACUUAACGUGGAGCUCCUCCUAACCAAUCGUAGUGCAGCGGUCAAAGCAAUUUGCGCGCAAUGUGCACUUUUCAAAAGGCUGCUGUUGUUGUUUUGAACGCGUGCAACUGAACUGCAAUGAGGUGAGACUCCCUCUGCUUUUCUUCUGCUCUUCAUUCAUGGACCGAAAGGAAGCGUGAAGCGAACGCGCUGCGGAUUUCACCGCAUCUCCCAGUUCACCACCCAUGCUCUCCAUCCAUGAGCACGCUGCUCCAUUCCCUCGGUGACUGCAGGGGGAAGUUGGAAUCAAAUCUGUAGACAUUUCUUUAUGACGAGUUUGGAGGUGGGAGACACAGAUUGCAGCCAUGCCGAUGCACCCAGUCACCUCCACGUUGAUGUACCGGGGCAUCUGCACCAUCCCCGACAUCCUCUCCUACAGCGCCCCGGUGAACCUGCCCGAAGACGAGGUUGAAGAAAUCCGCGAGGCCUUCAAGGUUUUUGAUCGUGAUGGAAAUGGGUUUAUCUCAAAGCAAGAGCUGGGAAUGGCCAUGCGUUCUCUGGGCUACAUGCCAAAUGAGGUGGAGCUGGAAGUCAUCAUCCAGAGACUUGACAUGGAUGGCGACGGCCAGGUGGACUUUGAGGAGUUUGUUACUCUUUUGGGUCCAAAGCUGACAGCGGCUGGGGUGCCAGACAAGUUCAACGGCACUGACUUUGACUCAGUUUUUUGGAAGUGUGACAUGCAGAAGUUAACAGUUGAGGAGCUGAAGAGGCUUUUGUAUGACACUUUCUGUGAUCACCUUUCCAUGAAAGACAUUGAGAACAUCAUUAUGACUGAAGAGAACCACAUAGAGAACCCAGAGGACUGCCAGGUCGAUAUAGACAGCUCCAGCCCAACACAGCAUGUCAAGCAAACCUGUGUGCGCAAGAGCCUCAUAUGCGCCUUUGCAAUUGCUUUCAUCAUCAGCGUCAUGCUCAUUGCAGCCAAUCAAGUGCUGCGAAGUGGCAUGAAGUAAAGCCUGUGGAACUCUAGUGGCCUUGAUCUCCACCUAAUGGCUACCAUAAAAAAAGAAGAAAAAAAACAACAACUGAAGAGACAGUUGAAACACUAUAAAAUUGACAUCCCAGAACUGCAAAACAUGCUAACAGAUGAUUGCAAAUUAAAUAAGGACGCUUAAUGCUUGGAUUUGUCUUAGUUACAGGCGGACAAAUCUUUUCAGACACAAGGAUAACAUAUUCAAAAAGACCAGUGUGUACUAUUGACAAUACAUAUCAAACUUCACAAAACCUUGACUACUCAUCAGCUGCUUGCAUUGAGCAGAGUUACAUUCAGAGUUGUGUGCACUUUUGAGACAACUGUCUUGGCUGUCCUGUUUAGUAUUUGUCUAGUGUACCGUGUCGCUUGGCAAGAAGGGAAAAAAAAAAAAAAACAUUAUCUAAGAGAAACUAUUGGAAUGUUUGCAGAAUUGUGUUACAAAGGUUCAACAGGAUUAUGAUGUGCAAGGUCUGAAGUGCAAGUUGCUAGUAGGUACAGCAUUGUUAAAAAACAGUGGGGAUUGAGAAUCAUUUGACAAGAGUCAAAGAUCGCAAAGGGUUUGCUUUUAGUCGAUUGCGUGUAUGGUUUCAUUCAUUUACAGUCUGCUGGGGUUCAAUUUAAACUCAUCAGAGCUGAGAUCAGCAGGUGAAGAUCUCAACAAGACAGAAUGUGACAGAAAAAUGACUGGUCAAAGAGGGAUGGGACAUGCAGAAAACUCUUCACACACUCUGAGGAGUGCUAUCAUCUAUGCAUGAAAUGCAUGGAUUUAAACAGUUGUCUUGAUACAUUUGUAAAAGUUCUUAUUAAUGUAUGAAUCAUCAUCACUGUGUUGUUUUUAUUAAGGUAAAAAACUGUGAGCAAGAUGUGUGGUAAAAAAUCUGGGUAGAUAAUAUUAAAGUAAAUUCAACUUCAAGACAAAGGGUGGUUGCUUUUUCGAAAUGCAAAAAAAUAUUUUUGAAUAGCUUAGCUACUAAUGUUUUCGCCUUGCUUGGCUCUCAUUCAUUUUUCUCCACCACAAAGCAGAAAAUGUUUUAAAGAUAUGUCAGCUGUUAUGCAUUUAAGCCAAUCUGAUGUGUGGUUAGAUUCAAAUAUGAAUGAAUGUACUUAUUAAUUUUUUUCUGUCUGUAUGCAGCAAUAACUACGUAAAAUAAAUGUGUACUGCUGUGAACAAGCAGUUCUUCAGCUGUAACUGGAUCUACCUAUAGUAGAAAACUGGGGUUUGGCAAAAGAACAAAUUCUUAUUUUUUCUACAUUUCAAUGAGAAUGGGUUUGAAAUAAACAAAACAAGUGAAAUAGUGUAAAAUAAUGCAAUAACAU
Messenger RNA from Gambusia affinis (western mosquitofish), 2753 nucleotides. It is a transcript of the gene cabp7a, whose product is annotated as calcium-binding protein 7. The coding region runs from base 769 to 1416 and encodes 215 amino acids. The record is from RefSeq and is a predicted model, not a curated record. The transcript is spliced from 5 exons. Gene Ontology annotation, molecular function: calcium ion binding. Lineage: Eukaryota; Metazoa; Chordata; Actinopteri; Cyprinodontiformes; Poeciliidae.